AGGAAACAGCACCGAAAUAGCAAGAGUUCUGUAACCGACAACUAACAAAUGUAACUACACCAUUUUUUCAAGGAUAGUCUUUUGAAACGUAUUUUAAAGUAUUUUGCUCACAUCUGUUUAACCAUGACGUCCAGGAAUAUCAGUGGAAGCGCAGAUCUAAUGGCAAAGAAACUUCAGCAGGAGAACGUACAGCUGAAACAGGAUCUUGAAGACCUAAAGACUCAGUAUCAGCAGCUGCUUGAUGAAGGGAAGGGGGAGACGUUUGACGAGAGGCGGGUGAACCUGUUAAAGGCUCAAGUGAUGCAGCUGGAGAGACAGGUGGUGCUUCUUGCGGAGGGACUGAGUUCUCACGCCUCUCGUAACUUGGAGGUGGAGAAUGCUCUGGAAACCCUCACUGACCGAUUAAGAUCGCUGCUAAGCUGUGAAAACAACUCUCCGGAGGUACCCAUGGCACGGGCAGAACUCACUCAAUUGAUUGAACUGUGUCGAGAUGUCAGGCAGAGAUUACAUCGGAACAAUAAGGUCACUAAUGUGGAGAACCUUUCCAUGCCCUGCUUGCUGCCUGUGAGAAAUCUGACCAAACAGCCAGUGACCCUGCUGGAUCUCUGCUAUGGGAAGACAAGCAACCUGAACCUACAGCAAGUGAGUGCUUUGGAAUCCAAGCUCAGCCAGCUGCUGAAACACCUGCAUGGCAUGAGGCAAACACUGGGCUUGAUCCUCGCCCCAGGACCAGACCCUCCGGAACAAGCCAGGAAGAUCCUUGCGCCAGCCGUCUAUGCUAGACUAUUAAAUCAUGCAAGAUGCUGCAACCUGGCACUGGAGGAGUGCUGCCUGGACCUGCUGACCCUGUCUCUCAUAGUCCCCUCCGCUCCGUGGGCGAGAGUGGAGCAGCGGGUGAGCCAGGAACUGACUGCAGAGAAUGUGCUUUCAGUGCUGCCUGCCCUCCCCAAAGGGGCCCCUCAGCAGCGGGCGAGGAGAGCUGCUGAGGCCCUAGUUAAAACCGCAGAUUACUCCCGACUGAAGGCAUUGCAGCAGGUGGAAGCUUUACAGGCAGAGUUGGAGUUCCACAGGUCCCUGUACAACCUCCAGAUCCAAUACACUGAAGCACUGAUCCAGGGAGUCAGGCAAGCCUACCAAGUGUUCCAGAAGAAUGUGUCAGAGACUCUGUGUGCCCCUUUGCAAGAGGUGCUUUCCUGUUAUAACAGCCUGGAAACAACAGCUUCAGAAAGUGCUCUGCGGAAUUUUCUGACAGUCUUUAAAAACAGCUCUGAGCAGAUCCAGGAGGCAGUAGAGGCUCUGAAGCCAUCACAGAACCAAGGAGAUGAGGCCCUCUCACGGUUUGGGAAGGAAUUCUUUCACUCCCUAGAGCAGCUGCUCAUAGACUGUGCAGAGAAGAGGGACAGGGCCUCUCGUGAGCUGGAAUCGUUGAAAGCUGAGUACGAGCAAGCUUGGGAGAGCCUGCAUUCUCUGGAGAAGGAACGCAGAGAAAAGGGCAAAGGCUCCAGCCAGCACUCCCAAAAGUCUGAGACCGGGAACGCUGAGGGAGGGGAAGGAGGCCCAGUGAGAACGAAAAAUCCUACUGAGAACAAAAAAGCUGCACUGCUGGCAACAUCUGCUGGAAGGGGAGCCACUCAUGCAGCUCUGCUUCAACCCAAACACAGCAUUUUAAAGAAAGCUUUAUCGGUUGAUGUGACGGCUCCUACAUUAGAUCAAGACUCCUCCCACCACCUGCAGACUGCUCAGAGGUCACCCAAUCACAACAGAGGAAAGAGCCCACUCAGGAGCAAAAGUGUAAAGGUGCCAGUGAGACCAUCUUGGCAAACUUAGGGGCAGCCGUUUUCUAGAGCUCCCAGGUUAUGAGCUUACUGAAAUAACUCUCCAAACUGAGCGUACUGCUUGCUAAGGAAAUGAAAAACACUUGGGAACUGUGUCUUUGGUGUCAGGCAAAAUGCACAUCUAUUUAUAUCAGCUUCUAGUGCUGCAGUAGUGUGCUCACCGAAUGUCCGGGUGGUAGGGGAGAACUAAAGGAACUUGUCUUAUAUUAAAAACAAAAUCUAUUUUUAAAAGCUAAAUAAAAUAUGCAGGAGCCUUUUUGCAGUUGAUUAUUUGUAGCAGUUGAGUCAUGAGAUGACCUGCAAGCAGAUUUCGUGUUUUAAAGGUGUGGUUUGUCUGUAGUGCAUUAAUUUGCUUUAAGAAAUCUUUUAGGGUUCAGAUUCUCAUACAGCACAUGGAGGCACAGGGGCUGACUGUUUAAUUGUUAAACCAAAUAACUGUAUAUUUCUACAAUAAAGUACUGUAUUGAAAAUUCA
Messenger RNA from Polyodon spathula (Mississippi paddlefish), 2309 nucleotides. RefSeq lists its product as uncharacterized. The coding region runs from base 124 to 1827 and encodes 567 amino acids. Lineage: Eukaryota; Metazoa; Chordata; Actinopteri; Acipenseriformes; Polyodontidae. The transcript is spliced from 11 exons. The record is from RefSeq and is a predicted model, not a curated record.